UCCCGGCUGCGCGGAGCGCUCCGCUAUGGGUGGCCGCGGUUCUGUCGGCUGCUGCGGGGAAGGCGGAGCCUGUACUGGGCCUGCCAGGCCGCCGGCCGUCUGUUCCGUAGAAGCCGUAGCAGCCGUAGGGGGUCGGGGCCGCUGGCGAGGUCUCAGUUCCCGUAUCCCUGCCCGGAGCCCGACACUGCCCGGCACUCCGGGUGCCUCCUCCCGCUGCCGCGUCCCUGCCGUGGGAUGAAGCGCAUCUUCGGGUUCGGGAAGAAGAGGAAGGGGCAGCCGCCGUCCGGCGGCGCCUCCCAGCCCUGCCCCGCCGGUGCAGCCUACGAGCUCCGGCCGAAGGACCUGGGCAAGCUGCACCGCGCGGCCGCCAGCGGCGACCUGGCCCAGGUGCGGCAGGGGCUGAAGAAACACGGUAUCGACGGGCGGGACAAGGCGGAGCGGCAGUGCAGUGCCAGCAAGAAAAAUGCGUGGCUAUUCUGCUAGAGCAUGGUGCAGACCUAAAUCUGGCAACACUGCCCUUCAUCUGGCUGUCCUGUCUCCUAGUCCAUCGGUAGCGGGGCUGUUACUUGAGCAUAAUGCUGAUAUUGAUGCCCAGAAUAAGGCCAGCAUACUGAUGGAUGUAGCUGAUGACUGAUUGAAUUCACUCAUCUGACACAACUUCAGAGGAUGCUGAAUUACCAACUUCA
This is a messenger RNA of Calypte anna (Anna's hummingbird), 686 nucleotides long. Its product is annotated as ankyrin repeat domain-containing protein 7-like. Bases 235 to 483 code for a protein of 82 amino acids. The record is from RefSeq and is a predicted model, not a curated record. Lineage: Eukaryota; Metazoa; Chordata; Aves; Apodiformes; Trochilidae. The transcript has 3 exons.